GUGGCCGUUUUGCUGCUCCAGCGCCCCUCCGCGGGGCAGGCGCCGCGAGCGCCCGCCCAGGUCUGGAGAGCGGCGGCCGCGGCGGCCGCGGCGGCAUGCCGCCGAAAAGGCGCGUCUGGAACCGGGACCUCGUGACAGCGCUGCAGGCGAAGCAGUACGACGCCCAUGCGAGGAACGUGAGGAUCGGGGCUGGCACACGUGGCAGAAGGCCGCGGAGGCUGUCGAGGCCGUGCGCAAGGACAUCACGGUCGACGCGAAAGGCUCCGUGAAGAAUGGCUGGUGGGAUUUGCCGAAAGAAGGAAGCGGUUUCGGCAAAGCUGCAAGGGAGUUCUGCGAGCGGCUAGUUCGUGGCCAGGAGCCGAUGCCGUCCGAAGCCGAGAUCGCCAGUGCGCAGGAGGCUGCCGCCAGGUCGCCGAUGGAGCAUCCGUACUUGAGGUCCAUGCAGUACCGGAAGGGGGGCUAUGCGAUUCUGCUGGCGCUGCGGGAUGCCGAGCGCUCCCCUGCCUACCCGGGCUUUUCAACGAUCAAGGAAGUGUGCAGGUUGGGGCAGAAGUAUUGCGAUGACCCGAUGGAGGAGAUGGGGCGAACCACUUUGCGGGCAGGGACCACAACUACGGCUGGGAGUCCAACAAGUCGCUGCUGAGCUACGGCCUCAUCGAGCGCGACAGCCAGGGCCGAGGCUACCAGACCGGCUUCAGAGGCCCCCAGGACCGAGGACCGGAUCCGGCUUACCGAGCAGGGCCGCAGUUUCCUGGUCCAGAUGCUGGCGAAGUUCGGGGAGCCAGAGCAGGGGCCUGGCGGCGCCGCCGCGGAUGACCUCGCCAUCGGCGGCGAUCCGAGGCCAUUUCAUGGCAUCGCCGCUGCGCCGCCCCGACCGACCUCGAACGCGCAGAAGCAGGACGAGGAGGAGCUGCGGCAGUGGAUCGAUUCGUCGCCCCUUGGCUCGGAGAGGGACUUUCAUAUCGGCAAGGAUCGUCGGAAACAUCUGCACCGGGUCAUCGAGAGCAUCAACGUAUCGUCGUCGGCGUUCCUUCUGCUUCACGACUCCCACGGGUAUGGGAGGCACCGGAAGAUGAUCGUCCGCAAGGUCGCCCGCGCAGGCAGUUCCAGCGCCAGCGCCAGCGGCAUUACAAGGUUGCGCGCGUUGGGCGGCAGCGCGCCGUCCUCGGACCUUGGGGCCGCCGCCCGAGCCGGCGCUGGCGCGGCGCAGCACAUCGCGGCCCUCGGCACGCUGGCCUCGGCGGAGCUCGGCGAGCCGCCCGCGGGCACCGCUCCCGCUGCCGCCCCCGCUGCGCAGCAGCGAGCGCUCUGGCGCGGCCCGGGCCGGCGCCUCGGCAGCGGGACGGCGCAGCCGAAGAACC
Molecule: messenger RNA, 1361 nt
Organism: Prorocentrum cordatum
Lineage: Eukaryota; Dinophyceae; Prorocentrales; Prorocentraceae
Source: the annotation of a GenBank genome assembly